This is a messenger RNA of Vanessa tameamea, 2047 nucleotides long. It is a transcript of the gene MFS10, whose product is annotated as sialin. Gene Ontology annotation, molecular function: transmembrane transporter activity. Gene Ontology annotation, biological process: monoatomic anion transport; transmembrane transport. NCBI's taxonomy places the organism in Eukaryota, Metazoa, Arthropoda, Insecta, Lepidoptera, Nymphalidae. Gene Ontology annotation, cellular component: plasma membrane. The record is from RefSeq and is a predicted model, not a curated record. The transcript is spliced from 11 exons. Bases 189 to 1736 code for a protein of 515 amino acids.
UAUUUGACAUUUGGAAAUUUAUGUUUUCUUUGUUUAUGUACAUUAUACAUAUUCCGCUAAAAUCCCAUUUAUGAGUCACCCGUAUGAUCUUUUACUGAAUAGUAAAUAAGUAAGUUUAAAUAUAUAGAGUUAGUUUAUAAACGAUUAGUGAUAUUAUUGAUUUAAAAUCGAGGAAUGGUGAUUUAAUCAUGCCAUCACCAGUCGAAGAGAGUUCAAUGAUAAAUGCUGAUAUAGAAAAUGAUGUCACGAGUAGCCACAGGAAUCUGGUUGAAACAGAAGCAGUUGAAGAAACAACAGGAUGGAUAAAAAGUCGAACAGUUUUGGGUAUAAUGGGUUUUCUCGGCUUUGCCAAUGUAUAUGCGAUGCGGGUUAACCUGUCCGUUGCCAUAGUAGCAAUGGUCAACUCGACUACUCCUUUACCAUCCAAUGACUCAUUGGAUGUUUGUCCACCAUCUCCACCCAGUAAUAGCUCUAUUCCACCUAGACCCGGUGACUUUAAUUGGACAGCUGAACAACAAAGCAUUAUAUUAGGAUCUUUCUUUUAUGGAUAUGUUUUAACCCAGAUACCUGGAGGAAGAAUAGCUGAAUUAUUUGGCGGCAAACUAGUAUAUGGAGUUGGAGUAUUGUUAACAGCAAUUUUUACAAUAUUAAGCCCAAUAGCGGCUUUUGUUGAUUUUAAGUUUUUCAUUGUUGUACGGGUGCUAGAGGGAUUAGGAGAAGGUGUAACAUAUCCAGCUAUGCAUGCAAUGUUGGCAAGAUGGAUCCCACCCACGGAGAGAUCUAAAUUUGCUGCAUAUGUGUAUGCUGGAUCCAACAUAGGCACUGUUAUUUCGUUACCUAUAUCUGGGUGGUUAUGCACUCUCGACUAUGCUGGUGGAUGGCCGCUUUGCUUCUACUUAUUCGGUGGCCUUGGUGUGUUAUGGUUUAUUGUGUGGAUGUUUUUAGUAUACGACACUCCGCAGAAACAUCCCAGAAUAUGCCCUAAGGAAAUUGAAUUUAUAACACAGUCUAUAGGAGCACAGGAAGAAGAUCAGGGAUUGUCAAUACCGUGGUGUAAGUUCCUCACUUGUCUGCCGCUAUGGGCCAUUCUCAUCGCGCAGUGCGGUCAGUCUUGGCUAUUCUACACGCAACUCACAGAGCUACCCACUUAUAUGAACAAUAUUCUACACUUUGAUAUCGUUUCCAAUGCAAGGCUGUCUGCGUUGCCGUAUCUGACCGCGUGGGUGGCGGGCAUCUUGAUCAGUAUAUUCGCGGACUGGCUCCUCGUCAAGGGAUGGAUCUCGAGGCUCAACAGCAUGAAGCUCUGGAACACCGUUGCGUCGUUCGUGCCGGCGCUGGGCCUGCUGGGCAUCGCGGGCGCGGGCUGCGACCGCGUGGCCGUCAUGGUGCUGCUCAGCGUCACGUCGGCCUUCGGCGGCGCCACCUACGCCGGUAACCAAAUGAAUCACAUCGACCUGUCGCCGCAGUUCGCCGGCACGAUGUACGGCAUCACUAACGCCGCUAGUAACAUCUGCGGGUUCAUGGCGCCUUACGUCAUCGGACUCAUUAUAAGCGAUACGCAGCAAACACUUGGACAAUGGCGGGAAGUAUUCUAUUUAGCGGCUGCGAUAGAUCUCGGAGCCAAUCUUUUCUAUCUAUUCUUCGCCAGCACGGAGGAACAAGACUGGUCUCGGGCGGACGACGACGACCUGACGGUGUCGGCGCCGGUGGAGAGCCUCAUGUUCCCCGAGUCGUAGUACGGCGACACCGCGCUGUGACGUCACGGCCGCGCAGUCUGCUCGACGAUACCGCUACACUUGAAUACGUACACACAAGCCGGUGACCUUGUACCACAGAGUGGCUAUUGGCAGAUACUGGGAUAUCGAAUUGGUCGCUCGGCGAUGUUCUUGAUUAAAAAUUGAGUAUAACUAUAACAACUUAUUAAUUCAAAAUGGUUUUCAUAUGUUUUUUAUUAUUUAAAAUUUUCUCUUAAACCAACAGUCAUUUGAGAAGUUAAUCUUUUGGUAACUUUUUAAUAGGUAGGCAUAUCCUAUUCAAUAAAAAAAUU